AUGGCUGGGGUAUUCUCAAAACAGAGAACGUUCCGACCUAAGAAAAAGUGGGAGAAGGGGACGCUGAAGUACGACCUGCACAAGAAGGCCAAAGCCACGCUUAACGCUGGUCUCGAUCUGAAACAAGCCGUCUCCCUCCCUGAAGAAGAAGAGUUCAACGAUUGGAUAGCGGUGCACGUAGUCGACUUUUUCAAUCGAGUCAACGUAAUAUACGGCACGGUGCAAGAUUUCUGCACGGAGGAGAGCUGUCCACUGAUGUCGGGAGGUCCAAAAUUCGAGUACUACUGGGCCGACGAAGUGCAGAAAAAGCCGCAAGCCGUCUCGGCGCCCACUUACGUUCGCAACCUCAUGACGUGGACGGAGAAACAGAUAGCCAACGUAGAACUGUUCCCCGCUCAAGUGGGUACGCCGUUUCCCAAGAAUUUCGUCCCCACGUGCAAGAAGAUCCUUACCCGACUGUACCGAGUUUUCGUUCAUGUGUACAUUCAUCACUUUGACAACUUGACAAGGAUCGGUGCAGAGGCACACGUAAACGCCUGCUACAAACACUUUUACUACUUUGUCCGAGAGUUUAGUCUUGUCGAUAGCAAAGAGUUUGAACCGCUCGCAGGACUGACCAUCAGACUCUGUCGCUAG
This is a messenger RNA of Geodia barretti, 636 nucleotides long. NCBI's taxonomy places the organism in Eukaryota, Metazoa, Porifera, Demospongiae, Tetractinellida, Geodiidae. The record is from the annotation of a GenBank genome assembly.